This is a messenger RNA of Pseudo-nitzschia multistriata, 2072 nucleotides long. The record is from the annotation of a GenBank genome assembly. Lineage: Eukaryota; Bacillariophyta; Bacillariophyceae; Bacillariales; Bacillariaceae.
CACUACUUUUUGCAUUUCUUGAGAAAUGUUGCUAUUGCAAUUACAAGUAGAAAAAUAAGUACCAUCGCGACGAUGGUGUUCUUUCAUUAGUAUCGGUACGAGUACUUCUGGUCGGGUCGAUCAGCAUGUUCUGCAACAGAUAAGACACACAAAAGAAGCUCUGAAGAAAGAUAUCCAGGUAGAAAAUUCUUUGAAAAGGCGCCCAUAUUCAAAAUCAUGGGGGACAGCAACGAUGGCAACGACGACAACYUUCUCACGAGCUGGUCAUGCUGCAACGACGAGCAAACCGUCUUUUUGCUGCUUUAUAUCGCCUACGUGGCGCUGGCCCUUCUCACCUGGAAAUCAUUCAUAGCCAAACCAAUCCGAUUGGUGGCCGUAUUUGUUCACGAAUGGUGCCACGCUAUAAUGUGCUGGUUGACCUGCGGAGACGUUCGCAAAAUCAACGUUUUCGAAAACGAGGGAGGCGUCACUACGUUUGUCGGUGGSUGUCGGUGCCUCAUCAUCCCAGCAGGAUACGUCGGAUGUAGUAUCUGYAGCAUGAUUUUUGUGAUUCUGAGCGGCGGCCAUACUUCGGCCUUGAUUGGGUGCAUCCUGUUUWCGCUGAGUUUGUUAAUGACACUCUGCUACUCCCCCAACCGGCUGACCGUCUUUUUGUGCCUGGGGUAUGCAGUGGUGAAUAUAACGGUGGCAAUAAUGGAUUAUUAUUGGUACAAUUUGCUCCUACAGUGCUUGUUUCUAUACUAUGGUGUGACGAUCGGAAUAUUCUCGAUUGCCGACACAUACGACGACACGGUCUUGCGGGAAAACAGGGRAAGCGAUUCGGUGGCUUGCUCUCGAGAAGUUUGUCCCUGCUGCCCCUCCAAAUGCAUUGGCUUGCAAUGGGCAAUGCUCGCGAUUUUCUUCCAGUUCAUUGGAAUGUGGUUCGCGCUGGUUGCUAUGAGCCCAGAAUGCGAAGAUUUGAGCUGGAUGAAUUGCAUGGACCCAGAAGACGAUGGAAUAUGGGACGUGUGGGAAGUCUUGUUUGGUGGGGAACGACAUCUUGAUUUCGAUGGAUGGUGGCAUCAGUUUGCUGAAUCGAUCGAGUGGAACAACCACUAAAGCAUUACAGCACGAAACGGAUUGAUUGCACUGAACCGUGCAUCGAGGAAGUCAAACAGGACUAGCCACCGGGUAUUGCGAUCGGGAGUCUUUCGCUAACUAAACGUGACCUGCUGGGACUGAUCGCGUUGAUUUAUUGCACGAAAAGAAGUGUUCUGAUCGAGAGACGAUACAGUUGAAAAUGGGACGAAAUAAAUGUUCCGUCGCGAAAAACCCUCUAAAGUAUACAACUCAUGAGCAUGUAUAAGCAUUGAGUAAAAUUUCCCAAUUUUCAGGUAUUGCCUGAAGGUGCGGGAUAAUGGUUCGAAAUUUCCGAAGCCACUCGAAAGGAAAGUAACUAGGUGAGGCUACGUUCUAGUUUUUGUUUCAAUGAAAUGCCGAUAGAUGAUACGACGGAUUUGAAUAACUGGAUCGGGCUUGCGAGACUCGUUUUACGAGCUACCGUAUUUCACCUCUUCAGCACGACGUAUUUUUGCUUCAGUCCUGAACAUCCUUGUCAAAAGUACGAGUGCUGUUAACAUGGAUAGUGCAGUAAGAAUUUGACGUAAGUACUCGUGAUUUACUCUCACAAUUGAGCAUAUUGGUCUCUUUUAUCGGUGGGAUCAAAAUCAUCAGCGGUGUGUGCCCAAACUGUCUGCUGCGAAAACUUUUCGAUCUUUCCAAUCCCCCAAGCGUCGAAAGUGAUAAAAAUGUAGUAGUAUUCAAAAUAAAACUAGUACUGAUACAAAAUAAGAUGAAGUUAUUGUACGACAGAUGCGGUGCACAUCAGCAAAAUUUUCAAAACAAGAAAUGCCUUCCUUGCCGAAAUCCCCUUCAGAUUGAUUGAUUUAGCGUCGUCUCAGCUGCUGGUAAAACACAACGAGCUCCAACUUGACACUCGGCGCUGAAUUUACAGUCCUAAGAAAUAAAAAGAAAGUGACGGUAUAAAGAACUCCMUCGCCUGUUGCCAUAUGAAAUAAUUGUCUAGCAGUCGC